AUGGCGAGUUUUUUAAAAAGCGUUUACAAAUAUGUAUAUCCCGACACAAAAGAUGAAAACAGUGAUCCAUCAUCGGUUGCAUCAGCAGAGUCAACAACUGUACCUUGUCCACCGGAAACACCAGAACCAAUUGUAUAUACUUCACUUUCACCUAUAGUACCUAGAGAGGAUUUCUUCACAACACCUGCAAAUGAAGAGAAAGCGAAAGAAAUAGAUAAAGAUAUAGAGAGAGACGAAGUGAAUGAUGAUACUUUAGAGAAAGUUAAAGAGAUAGAGAAGGAGAGUGUAAAAGAUACUUUGGUCAAGUCAAAUUCAAGUACUCCUAUCAGAAUAUCAAAGAAUGAAACCGAUCUUAUUAUGGUUCACACGAAAACCAAAGAUUUUAUGUAUAUUGGCGAAUCGUAUGCUGUUGUCUCAAAGUACGUUGGAGAGUUGUUAUUUCAUGACAUCAGAGGCGAGAUCGAAGGUUGUAUUAGUAUUUUCAAUAGUAAAUCAAAGAUUUAUCUACCAGAGGCAGUAGCAAAGACAGUAGCAAAUAGAGAUUAUAUAGAAAAGUCUGCCACAACUGUUGGUAGAAUAUUUAUAAAGUAUUUAAAUAAUGAUAAUGAAAAUGUAUGGUAUACAGGAUCGGGUUUCAGAGUGAGUGAAACGCAUAUCAUGACAUCUGGACAGUUGGUCAAGCAGAAAAAGAAAUUGAAAUUGGACAAGAUAUUCAUUUGUUUCGAGAACGAUACGACUGUUGGCGAGGAAAUCGAUUUCAGUGAAAUAGAAACAUCGGAGUAUGUGUUUGAAUUGACAUCGAUUUUGGAUGACACAGACCAACCCGAUCGCAAAGACAAGCUUGGUGUUGAGAUUCUAAAGUUUGUCAACCGCGCACCAAGCAAAACUAACUAUGUAUUGCCUGUGAUGCCAGACCCCAAAACUUUGAAUUACUUUGUCAUUGCGUAUCCGGGCUAUGUCGAUUUCGACGAGUUUCGACAGCGCUACAAAGAUGAUAGCGAUACCAAAGAGAGAAGCACACACAAGUGUCCGUCGUUGGCCGGAUUCACCGGUGGAUUGUUAGGGUCAGUCCGCAAAGGUCAUCAAUUCGUUGGUAUUCACAUGGGUGGAGACAAAUAUACCAACGAAAACAUCGCGCUCUCUGUCACCCACCGCAAUUUUUUCGACCUCUAUAGAAAAUACAUUUUGAGUAUCGAAGGAUUUCAAGAUAUUCAUAGCGAUACACUUCAGCCUUACAUUAAAUAUUGGUCGGAAAUAAUUAAAAAAGAAAACGACAUGAUUGCACGGAAUGAAGAGCGUGAAGCACAAGAAUCACCAAGAUAUCAUUAUAAAAAUUAA
Messenger RNA from Heterostelium album PN500, 1338 nucleotides. RefSeq lists its product as uncharacterized. The coding region runs from base 1 to 1338 and encodes 445 amino acids. The record is from RefSeq and is a predicted model, not a curated record. Lineage: Eukaryota; Evosea; Eumycetozoa; Acytosteliales; Acytosteliaceae. The transcript is spliced from 3 exons.